This is a messenger RNA of Culicoides brevitarsis, 3534 nucleotides long. It is a transcript of the gene mbl, whose product is annotated as mucin-5AC. Gene Ontology annotation, biological process: regulation of RNA splicing. NCBI's taxonomy places the organism in Eukaryota, Metazoa, Arthropoda, Insecta, Diptera, Ceratopogonidae. Bases 887 to 3175 code for a protein of 762 amino acids. The record is from RefSeq and is a predicted model, not a curated record. Gene Ontology annotation, molecular function: RNA binding; metal ion binding. Gene Ontology annotation, cellular component: nucleus. The transcript has 8 exons.
AAUGUUUUAUUAUUCGAUUUAUUGCCGAGUUAAUCCGUUGACGAGACAGUGCCACGGUCUGCAGUGUGUCAUCCAUGCAUAAAUUCAGUUAUUAGCAAAAUAUAAACAGUGUGCGGAAAAAAUUUCCUUUUCUUUUAUUCUCGUGUACGGAAUACUCGUGUGUGUGUACAUGCAGCUCAUGGUCGUGCAAGUGUGACAAACAAAGUCUCUCAAAAUUUCAUUCAAAAGUCUUGUUUUUGUUAUUUUGGCAAUUUACCCGGUUUUGACGUCUUUAACAUCAAAUUAAUGCUGUUGCUGCUGAAAAAGAACCAAACAAUCCCCGGCUUUGCUGUAGUACUGGCUUGUAAACCAAACUUUGUCACAACAGUAUCAGAAGUAACUCAAAAGUAAAACUUUUACCGAAAUAAAAUCCUUUUGCUGCUGAGUUCACUGCUUUUUCAGCUUUUGCAUCUCUCCUAAAAGGCAAACUUGUAUCGCAAUUCCUUCAAAUAAAAAAAACAGUUUCCUAAUUGCAUUGAUAAUUUGCAAAAAAAUACAACAGAUCGUCCUCGCUAAUAAUAAAAUAAACUCUAGUCCUUUAUUUGCCAUAAAAAACAACAAUAACAACAACAAAAAGUGAUAUUACGAAGAAAAAAGUGCAAAAGCCCCCCAAGAAAUCAAAUAAUUAUAAUAAAAAAAAAUUUAAACAUCGACUGAUCUUGUGAUACAAAAAAAAAAUACUAAGAAAAAAUUUAUCCUAUCCCAGUACUUGUGAUGAAAAAAUAAUUUUGAUAAUAAAAUAUCAAAAUACACGACAACCGGACAAAGCAAAAGCAAAAUAAUAUUACAAAUAAUAACAAUUUAUAAAUAAAAAAAAAGGAGAAAAUCAAAUUCAAAUUUAUUCAAAAUGGCCACAAUGGUAAAUAUGACAAAUUUAUUGAACGGCAAAGAUUCACGUUGGCUCCAGUUGGAGGUUUGCCGUGAAUUUCAAAGGAAUAAAUGUACACGUGUCGACACGGAAUGCAAAUUUGCACAUCCACCAGCAAAUGUUGAGGUACAAAAUGGACGUGUUACAGCUUGUUAUGACAGUAUUAAGGGACGCUGUAAUCGUGAGAAGCCACCUUGUAAAUACUUUCAUCCGCCACAACAUUUAAAAGAUCAAUUAUUGAUAAAUGGACGAAAUCAUUUAGCCUUGAAAAAUGCCCUGAUGCAACAGAUGGGAAUCACUCCGGGACAAGCAGUUCUGCAAGGACAAUGCCCAGUGGAUGUGCAGAAUGGAAAUGCAACGACAACAUCAUCACCUACAGUAGGAGUCGUACCUGUGGCAUUAGGUACCACACAACCAGUAAUGGCAACAAACCCUUAUUUGACUAGUAUGCCAGCUAAUGCGACAUAUAAUCCAUUUUACGCGCCUGGACAUUUAGUGCCUACAAUAUUAGGUCCAGAUCCUAAUUCUGUACAAACUGUAGUACAACAAGCAGUUCCUGUAGCACAACAAAAGAUUCCACGUUCAGACAGAAUUGAGUCUGCACCUGUAACUGCUUCAACUGCUGUUGGUCCAUAUGCUGCUGCCGCUUGCAAUCUGGGUGCCCCACCUCCUCCGACCACUGCACCACUGCCAUCCGCACAAUCAUCACAGACAAAUCAGACGCAAGCUACAAGCACCAACACAUACUCUGCCGCUACUACCACAUUGGAGGUUGGCAAAAAGCGUGCUGCCGAAAACGAUAUGUUACCAAUGAUGGAUAUGAAAUCAGCAAUCUAUUAUGAAAAUUUUGCAUUUCAUGGUAUGGUGCCAUUCAAGAGACCUGCCGCUGAUAAGUCAGGGAUUCCCGUUUAUCAACCCGGAACAACGUACCAACAAUUGAUGCAAUUACAACAGCCAUUUGUCCCUGUUUCAUGUGAGUACCCAACUUCAAGUUCUUCUACUUCUUCCUUCUCCUCCUCUACUUCUGUCAAUAAUUCUACUACUUCUGCAACACAUACCGCUACUACUUUAAUUCCACAACCACAUACUACUAUUACAUCCGCCACCACAGCAAACCCAAAUGCUAUAAAUAAUAAUAAUAAUAAUGUCUCGACAACAACAACAACAAAUAAUAAUCAUAUUUUUGUAAACCAAAGUAAUGUUAAUAAUAAUGAUAGUGUCGCUACGACAACUGCUGCAAGCAAUGGCAUUGUCGCUGAAACGAAUAAUAAUAACAAUAACACCACUGUGAAUAAGGAACAAAGUACUACUAGCACCACUGCAAGCAAUAGUGUGCCAUCACUUAAUUCAAUUGCCGCGCAAAUUCAUAAUAAUCAUUACACGACAAACAGCAGUGGCGACGACGAACUCGAUCACACCAAAAAGUCAAAAGACUCUGCCUCCGUCACUGCAACGCCCACAACGAGUAACGUUAGUUUAGGUAAUAGUGUUUCCUCGCACUCCACCGGCCUACCCAUGCAACACCCCUCCCUCGCUUACAGCUUUCCCCAAGCCCAGAGCCAAUUCAUGAAUCCCCUCUAUGCGAAUCCGGCGGCGAUUGCCAAGGAGGUUGCCCAGAAAAACUACCAAAACGCUUUGAAGCUCGCCGCUGUAUCAAACGCUUUGACUGGCAAGCCAUUGUCAGCGCUUUCCUACAGCCAAGUCCCCUUUAACAAGCCAGCGCUUUUGCCGCAACCCGCUUACGCUGCUGCACCCCAGCUAACGUCGCCGCGUCCCGCCCUUGCAGCUCCCGUUUCCGCAAAUCGUCUUCCCAUGUCCACGUCCCAAGCUAGUGUCGCGUCGCAGCUGUUGCGCGGUCAAACGCAACUCUCGGCAUUGACACGUGCUCCCCAACCCCAGGCCACAUAUCUAACUUCCGCCAAUCCCUUUGCUCAAUUCAUGCGACCCCAAGCGGCGAAUCCCGCAACUUACAAUCCCGCCGCCGCCGCCGCGCUGUCAAUGUCGCAAGCUGGGUAUCCGUACUCCACGUUGCAGGCAUUACAGGCGGUGCAACAAUCACAAGCUGCUGCCGCCGCGAAUCAGCAGUUUAUGUUCAAUUGCAUUCCGGGAUUUCAGCAGAUGCAAGCUCAAGCGUAUCCCGGAAUGACAAAUACGAUGGCGACAAGUGCCCAGCAGCAGGGCGUGCCGCAAGGUACGAUGCCACAAAAUGCGGCGCCCGGCACAACUGCUGUCGUCUUGAACCCUUACAAGAAAAUGAAAACGUCAUAAGUUGGAAGCACUACUACCUAAACUUGACAACUUUUACCGCAUUGAAACGAAGAAAAUCUUUUACCGCAUUUUUGAGUGUUUUUUUUAGUAAGAAUAGUGCCUAAAAUAAUCGAUAAUAAACUAAUGAAAAAAAAUGUUGAAGUGACGUGAUUAAUACUAGGAUUAAAACUGUAAAUAUUCUAAAUUUUUUUCAUCCACUAGGAUAUUAGGAUAGCAUAUUAGGUUGUAUAUUAACAAAAAAAAAUUAGGAUGAUCCCAAACUUUUCCCUAGUCGUCGUCCCCUCGUCUCGUGCAAUUUUUACUCAUUUCGAAAAAAAAAAAUAUAUUAAAAAUUAAUCGUUUCUAGUCCCUCGUCUUUA